Molecule: messenger RNA, 1175 nt
Organism: Xenia sp. Carnegie-2017
Lineage: Eukaryota; Metazoa; Cnidaria; Anthozoa; Malacalcyonacea; Xeniidae
Exons: 5
Coding region: 57-1175 (372 amino acids)
Source: RefSeq, a predicted model, not a curated record
CCUUAACAACAAUAGACAAAGGUUAGCACAAGGAGACGAAGACUACAAUUGUCAAAAUGGAUCAGAGCUUGUUGUCGAAGACUACUGUUGGAUCAAUUUCUCAAAGAUCUUCUGAUCGUAAUGACAUUUCACAGAGCUGGAUGAUAUUUCAAAGGAUACGACAUCACAGUACAAGUGGAACAAAAAUACCCGAAAAGAUAAACAGCGUCAUGUUCAAUAAACCAACAAUGACAGAAAAUCUUCAGGCUAUCAGAUCUUGCAAAUCAAGCGACUUCAGUAAUCCUUAUUGUUCACAUCCGACGAAGAACCAACAAAAUUGGGCAAGAAAAUGGGCCAACCAUCGCGCACAACAAGCAAUACUCAUGAAAGAUGUUCAUUCAACUAAAGAAGACUCAAAUAAGUUGCAUAACUGUAAAAUAGUGCGACAGGAUGAGAAAGUACUCACAACAAAAAAGUCACCAUUAUCAUCGAACGUUCACUUACCUGACGUGCAGUUCAAUGAAAAGUCUGCUGAUGUAAUUUCUCGAUUGCGUUCAAUAUAUUCAAACGAAAAUGAGAGGAAUCGUCGGCUACGAAACAUCCACGAAAGAAUGAACGAACUUCAAAAAAAAUCCAUCAAAAAACAAGUGGAUCUUAGCAUUCGGGAAUUUCGCAGGAGGAGUGAAGAAGACAAGAGCAAUCGCAAGGAGCUUAAAAGAGUACGUGAAAAAUUUCUUGAAACAAAGAAAAAUCGCCAAAGUCAAAUGCAUGUUUCUCAAAGCGCACUAGAUGCGCCAGCCGUUUCGAGACUAGCAUAUGGUCUACCAUUGGAAGGAAAGGAGUUCACAGUGAGUUUAUCAAACAAGAAAACAACGGCUGAAAUGAAGAAUCUAUGGAGAAUGGCGCUUCUUCGAAAACAAUGCAUCGAUAGUUUUAUGAGCAACAUUUCACUUAUGCAUCGACCAUUAGAUGCAUUAACACUUCCUCAAUCAGAGUCAAGUCUUCAAAGAAAUGAUAGGCUACGGUCUCAUAGCGAAGAUUACACAAUCCAUAGACUGAAUAAGUAUAACUCUCUAGAAAAAGACAAUUUCAACAACAACAAAGUUACGAGAGAUUUGGAAUUCACACUGCAAUCUGAAAUCAUUGAUACAUUCGAAUCUCUGAGCAGCGAAGAUGACGAGUUUAAGGAUGUCUAG